AUGCCCCUAUUUGAUACCCUCGACGCUUCUUUGGUCGACAGCCCGUUCCGCGGCCCAAAGUUCGUACCGCUGAGCAGCCUAAAAACCAUCAUCACCAAAGCCAGUGUGGAGCAGGAGUUGUCCUCCAUCACUCGACUUCGCAACCCUCAACUGUCUCGCAAUGUCGUCCAAAAUGCCAGGAAGGUCUUUUCCAUACUUGUCUUCAUAGACAAGGCUUCUGCCAUCAAAGAACUAUACAGAGACGGGCUCACGGACGAUCAGCUCCCUCUCUCAAGCAGGAAAGACGACGCUGGUCGUAUUACCCCGUUCACUCAUCAUGGGAAGAAAACAUUUGCUUCCUUCGGGAGCUGGAAGACCGUGUCCAUCAAAUCGUUUCUCGACAAGCAGUGGCUCUUGUUGUCGCCCGUAUUUGACAAGACUGGGAGGCAUUUUGAUCUCAACCCCGCUUGUGCCCUACCAAUGUUCCCAGACACACGAGAGGUGGCCACUGGCCCCUACAACGCCGUACACCAAGGUUGGAUCCAUCCUGCCCACCAGCGAGUGUCCAAGAAUUGCGGAGAACAUGGUCUGAAAGUCGCCCUCAAGGAGUUCAGGGGAGAAUACAACAGUGCCAAGUCCAACUUUGAAAAGGAAUGGGAGAAUCUGAGUCACAUCCAACAGCACAACCACCCGCACCUCAUCAAGCAUAUCGCAACCUGGCAAGCCGGGAACAAGUUCUUCGUCAUGUUCGAAUGGGCCGACGGCGGAAGCCUCUGGGACUUUUGGGAGCGAGAGAAUCCCGGGGCGCCGAGUCAAGAGGUCAUCUUGUGGUCGUUGCGUCAGAUCCGCGGCCUCGUCAGCGCCCUCGAGGCUCUGCACAGCCUCAACUGCCGCCACGGCGAUCUCAAGCCCGAAAACAUCCUCCACUUCAAAGAUCGCGGUGACAAGCACGAAAGCAGCGGUGGACGAGGCAUCCUGGUCAUGGCAGACGUCGGCGUGUCUCGAGUCCACAAGCAGAUGACGCACCUCAGAAUCGGUCCGACCACCACCAGGGCCACGACGAUAUCGUACCAGGCCCCCGAGACCGACACGGACCCGAAGGUUGCGAGGUCCCGCGCCUAUGAUGCGUGGUCGAUUGGUUGUAUCUUGUUGGAGCACAUCGUCUGGCUGCUGUACGGCCUCCAAGGCAUCGAGGGCUUUAGGAAACGCAGAGAGAGCAAGUCGUUUGACGGAACCUACGGCAGUGCCAAUUUCUACAGCCUGACAAUUAGCCAUCUAGAGCGGAGGGCCGAGAUUCACCACGCCGUGGAAGAUGCAAUGGACGCCCUUCAACGGGAUCCCCGUUGUCAGGUGGGUACGGCUUUGGGCGACCUCCUCAAGCUGAUCCGGGAAGGCCUUCUGAAGAUCGACCCGCAAGACCGGUUCAAAGCUCUUGAAAUUCAGGAUGCUGUGGAGAGGAUUGUCCGGGACGCCAGGCCAGAUUCUCUGUACUUGCUCAACACGUCAAAUCGGCCUUCACCGGUUCCGUCGAUAUUCAGAUAUGUAUAUGUUAGUCCUCCUGUUUCUUAG
Molecule: messenger RNA, 1548 nt
Organism: Colletotrichum higginsianum IMI 349063
Lineage: Eukaryota; Fungi; Ascomycota; Sordariomycetes; Glomerellales; Glomerellaceae
Product: Serine/threonine protein kinase
Exons: 2
Coding region: 1-1548 (515 amino acids)
Biological process (GO): peptidyl-serine phosphorylation; peptidyl-threonine phosphorylation
Molecular function (GO): ATP binding; protein serine/threonine kinase activity
Source: RefSeq, a predicted model, not a curated record